GCUAUGACCAAACGAAGGGAAAGCAGACAUCCAAUAGCGCACUACUGGAACCGCGUGCUUUUUCAGACAUCAACAACGAUGGAUGCAAAGUAGAACAGUUUCUGCGUUAAGGUGGGAAUAAAGGAUGUGGGGAUAAUCCUUUCACAGCAACCCGUCUAUAUAAGACUUUCAGAUGUACAAGACCGAAACACUUACUGUCAAGUCUUUUUCGGGGUUUUCUUUGUUUUUGGGUUUCGGUGCGCGUUGAUUGAAAUGCAAUUUUACACGGUAUACACCUUUGCAAUCUUUGCAACAAUCUUUCAAAUUGUUCAUGGAGGCAUUUAUGGUCAUUACGAUGUAGAAGGCUACGGAAACCCUGCUUAUGGUCUUGGACAUUAUGGAGAUGAAUCGUCUUCAGCUAAUGAAAUUCACGCGGAAGCACCACAAGAAGAUCAUAGUCACGAUGAAAUCGUUGAUUAUCAUGCCCAUCCGCAAUACCACUACGACUACGCGGUUCACGAUCUCCACACCCAUGAUAUAAAAAGCCAGUGGGAGACGAGGGAUGGUGAUAAAGUGAAGGGCGAGUAUACGCUGCUGGAAGCUGACGGAUCUAAAAGAGUUGUACAAUACACCGCCGAUAAUCACAAUGGGUUUAAUGCGGUUGUUAAAACCGUUAAAGGUGGAUACUAAAAAAUUUUACUGUAAUUUAGUAUAAAAAUAAUCCAUUGUAUUUGUUUAAUUAUUUAUUUUUUACUUUUCUGUUUUAUUUAAGAAUUUUUAUGAAAAGUUGUGUACAGAAUUAAAAAAAAUAGUUCUUGAUACUCCAGCAGUGUGUUCAAAUCACAUUCACCUUUUUCCAACUUUAUCUUAUUGUAUAAUUUUUAUAUUAAUAUUGUAAUAAAAGAAGUUGUUG
Molecule: messenger RNA, 892 nt
Organism: Onthophagus taurus
Lineage: Eukaryota; Metazoa; Arthropoda; Insecta; Coleoptera; Scarabaeidae
Product: cuticle protein 7-like
Cellular component (GO): extracellular matrix
Source: RefSeq, a predicted model, not a curated record